ACGGCAGGCGCCUGGGCUUCCCUAACUUCCGGUCUCAUGGCGGCAAUGGCGGUGAACGCAGGAGUUUAGAAGUUGUCAAAUAUUACCGGAGACUUUGUUGCGGGUUAAAGUGUGUCAAUCAGUGACGCGUCUCUCUGUGGUGAAAGGAUGAAAACAUUUGAUGCGACUUGCUAGGUUGCUAAUUCAUGCGCUGUUGCAGAGCAUUAGAGUUGAUUGAUUGAUUGAUUGAUUGAUUAGCUGCAUGGCUGCGAGCAGGCUGAAGCUCGAGCUGCGUCAGGUGCUUCAGGAAGGAAGCCGCCUGGGUGUCCUCAAGUUCCUCGGCAGGAGCGGGCAGCAUUCCAUGGAUGUCCCCGGGUGUCUUCUGUACACCCGCUGCGGGACAGUGCCUCACCUCACCCCGGACACACUGAACUGUGUGGACACGCUGCCCGCCGUCACCCAGGUCACGCUGUCACAUCUAGCGGAACACCAGGACGUGUUGGAGGAGUUCCAGCAUGGAUUUAAAACAUUUGCAGGUCUUGGUGACACCGUGUUGUUCUGUUCGCUGCAUGACCCCGCCGCCCCUUGCCCCGCCGGCUACACCACCAACAAGACUGUGUCGGUGUGGGGCAGCGGCGGGCGCAUGGAGCUGACGGUGUCAAAGUUCAUGGCCCUGCAGAAACACGUGCAGCCCGACUGGUACCUGAGCAUGGCUGACGGGGAGACCUGGCAGCGCAACACGUCCCGCAAGAGGGUGCACAAGGCGGUGGACCGGACCCUCGCCCACCUGGACCAGGUCCUGCUGGUGCAUCAGGCAUCACAGGAGCUGCAGGGAGCGCAGGUGUGGGGGGCGGUGCAGGGCGGAGACAUCCUGGAGGAGAGACUCCGCUCCGCCAGGGAGACCGCCAAGAGACCGGUUGCUGGCUUCUGCCUGGACGGCCUCCAGACGGGCUGCGUGGACCAGGCGCUGAGGAGCCAGCUCAUCGCGGCGGUGGUCAAAGAGCUGCCCGAGGACAAGCCCAGGAUGCUGCAAGGUGUCGGGCGGCCCGACGAGGUGUUGGCGUGCGCUCAGGCCGGCGUGGACCUCUUUGAGGGCUUCUUCCCCUUCCAGGUGACCGAGCGAGGCUGUGCGCUGUGCUUCGACUUCAAGAUGGCCACGGACCCGGAGAGUGCAGUGCUGGAGGAGCAGCUGGCGGAGGAAGUCCAGCAGAACGGAGACCACGGCGCGAGUGAAGAUCCAACCCAGAUGACGUCCUUCGAGAUGGAUCUCAAAGACAAAAGGUACAGAGAGGACUUCGGGCCCCUGGUGGAGGGCUGCGGCUGCUACUGCUGCCGGAACCACCAGAGGGCGUACCUGCACCACCUGCUGGUGACCAAGGAGCUGCUGGCUCCCGUCUUGCUGGCCAUCCACAACACCACCCACUACCUGGGCUUCUUCACAGCCCUCAGAGGAGCUCUGGCCCGCCAGGAACUGGACCUCCUGAGGCGACGCGUGCUGGCGCCGACACACGCAAAAGGACAACGUGCAACCAUCACCUAGACCAGACCGGACGGGGCCCCGAGGAGACCUCUGGUCACGUCAGGACGAAGCUGCCAGUCAUCCCUCAUUUGCAUAACCCUAGGACAGUCAGGACCUGGACUAUGGACUUGGACUAUGGACUCUGGAUGUAAGUGCAGAUUAGCACAUGACCCAAUACAUCAUGCAGCGAUACUACAUAGCAACUAAGUCAGUGUAGUAUCGACCCAAUACUCACAUCAUGCAGCGAUACUACAUAGCAACUAUGUCAGUGUAGUAUCGACCCAAUACUCACAACAUGCAGCGAUACUACAUAGCAACUAAGUCAGUGUAGUAUCGACCCAAUACUCACAUCAUGCAGCGAUACUACAUAGCAACUAAGUCAGUGUAGUAUCAACCCAAUACUCACAUCAUGCAGCGAUACUGGUAUCGACCAAAUACUCACAUCAUGCAGCGAUACUGGUAUCGACCAAAUACUCACAUCAUGCAGCGAUACUACAUAGCAACUAAGUCAGUGAAGUAUCGACCCAAUACUCACAUCAUGCAGCGAUACUACAUAGCAACUAAGUCAGUGUAGUAUCAACCCAAUACUCACAUCAUGCAGCGAUACUGGUAUCGACCAAAUACUCACAUCAUGCAGCGAUACUACAUAGCAACUAAGUCAGUGAAGUAUCGACCCAAUACUCACAUCAUGCAGCGAUACUACAUAGCAACUAAGUCAGUGAAGUAUCGACCCAAUAUUCACAUCAUGCGGCGAUACUGGUAUCGACCAAAUACUCACAUCAUGCAGCGAUACUACAUUGCAACUAAGUCAGUGUAGUAUCAACCCAAUACUCACAUCAUGCAGCGAUACUACAUAGCAACUAAGUCAGUGAAGUAUCGACCCAAUACUCACAUCAUGCAGCGAUACUACAUAGCAACUAAGUCAGUGAAGUAUCGACCCAAUACUCACAUCAUGCAGCGAUACUACAUAGUAACUAAGUCAGUGUAGUAUCAACCCAAUACUCACAUCAUGCAGCGAUACUACAUAGCAACUAAGUCAGUGAAGUAUCGACCCAAUACUCACAUCAUGCAGCGAUACUACAUAGCAACUAAGUCAGUGUAGUAUCGACCCAAUACUCACAACAUGCAGCGAUACUGGUAUCGACCAAAUACUCACAUCAUGCAGCGAUACUACAUAGCAACUAAGUCAGUGUAGUAUCGACCCAAUACUCACAACAUGCAGCGAUACUACAUAGCAACUAAGUCAGUGUAGUAUCGACCCAAUACUCACAACAUGCAGCGAUACUACAUAGCAACUAAGUCAGUGAAGUAUCGACCCAAUACUCACAUCAUGCAGCGAUACUACAUAGCAACUAAGUCAGUGUAGUAUCGACCCAAUACUCACAACAUGCAGCGAUACUACAUAGCAACUAAGUCAGUGUAGUAUCGACCCAAUACUCACAACAUGCAGCGAUACUACAUAGCAACUAAGUCAGUGAAGUAUCAACCCAAUACUCACAUCAUGCAGCGAUACUACAUAGCAACUAAGUCAGUGUAGUAUCGACCAAAUACUCACAUCAUGCAGCGAUACUACAUAGCAACUAAGUCAGUGUAGUAUCAACCCAAUACUCACAUCAUGCAGUGAUACUGGUAUCGACCAAAUACUCACAUCAUGCAGCGAUACUACAUAGCAACUAAGUCAGUGAAGUAUCGACCCAAUACUCACAUCAUGCAGCGAUACUGGUAUCGACCAAAUACUCUUAUCAUGCAGCGAUACUACAUUGCAAGUAAGUCAGUGUAGUAUCGACCCAAUACUCACAUCAUGCAGCGAUACUGGUAUCGGCCAAAUACUCUCAUCAUGCAGCGAUACUACAUUACAACUAAGACGAUGUAUUAUCGACCAAAUAUUCACAUCAUGCAGUAAUAAAGGUAUCGAUCAAAUAGUCUCAUAAUGCAGCGAUAGUCCAUUGCAAAUUACUCAAUGUAUUAUCGACCAAAUACAUCAUGCAGCAAAACUGGUAUCGACCAAAUAAUCUCAUAAUGUAGCAAUACUGCUAUCGCCCAAAUACCUAGCAGUACUAAAUUGGAACUAAGUCAAUGUAGUAUCGACCAAAUACAUCAUUCAGCGAUACUGUUAUUGACCAAAUACUUUUAUAAUGCAGUGAUACUGGCGUUGACAAAAUACGCACAUCAUGCAGCGAUACCGCACUGCUACAUAGUCAAUGUAAUAUUGACCAAAUACUCACAUUAUGCAGCGAUACUGGUAUCGAUCAAUUAGUCUCAUAAUGCAGCAAUACUGGUAUCCACCAAAUACAUCAUGCAGCGAUACUGGUAUCGACCAAAUACAUCACGCGGCGAUACUGGUAUCGACCAUAUACAUCAUCCAGUGAUACUGGUAUCGAGCAAAUACUCACAUUGCACAGCGAUACUACAUUGCAACUAAGUCAACGUAGUAUCAGCUAAAUACUCACAUCAUGUAGUGAUACUGGUAUUGACCAAAUACUCUCAUAAUGAAGCGAUACUCUUAUCGACCAAAUACUCACAUCAUGCAGCGAUACUGGUAUCGACCAAAUACACACAUCAUUCAGCAAUGCUGCACUGCAACCCGGUCAACGUAGUAUAUCGACCAAAUACUCAUCAAUACUGAACCCUCAGGCGGUACUGCAUUAAAAAGCGACAUCAGUGUGUAAAGGAUAUCACCACAUGGGCUCAGGAACUCUUCAGAAAACCACUUUCCGUGACUACAGUAGGUCGCCACAUCUGUAAGUGCAAGUUAAAACUCUCAUUUAUCAACAACACCCGGAAACGCUUAGCUGGGCCCGAGCUCAUCUAAGAUGGACUGACGCAAAGUGGGAAAGUGUUCUGUGGUCUGACGAGUACACAUUUCAAAUUGCUAUGGAGACAGUGGAUGUAGUGUCCAAAGAGGAAAAGAACAAUCCGGACUGUUCUAGGGUGAGAGUGUGAUGGUAUGGGGGUGCAUUAGUGGCCAAGGCAUGGGUAACUUACACAUCUGUGAAGGCACCAUUAAUGCUGAAAGGUACAUACAGCUUUUGGAGCAACAUAUGUUGCCAUCCAAGCAACGUUAUCAUGGACGCCCCUGCUUAUUUCAGUAAGACAAUGCCAAGCCAUGUGUUACAACAGCGUGGCUUCAUAGUAAAAAGAGUGUGGGUACUAGACUGGCCUGCCUGUAGUCCAGACCUGUCUCCCAUUGAAAAUGUGUAAAGGCUAAAAUAUGAGGCGGGAGACUGUUGAACAACUUAAAGUCCUACUGAAAGCCACUACUAGCCACCACGCAGUCUGAUAGUUUAUAUAUCAAUGAUGAAAUAUUAACUUUGCAACACAUGCCAAUAUGGCCGCUUUAGUUUACUAAAAUACAAUUUUAAAUUUCCCGCGGAGUUUCUUGUUGAAAACGUCGCAGAAUGAUGACGCCUGUUUGUGACGUCUCGGGUUGGAGGGAACAUAUUAGCCCAGCACCACUUAGGGCUACAAGUCGGCUCUUUUCAUCGCAUAAUUACACAGUAAUUUGGACAUCUGCGUUGCUGGAUUUUUGGCAAUUUGUUCAAUUACUAACCAGCAAGUUUUUGGAUGGGAAAAUUGUGAUAUUAAGUUUGGCUCUUACCGGAGACUUCAGUGGAUUAUGGGACCUCCUCCUGUCAAAAAGCCAACUGUGAUCUUGGCUCCUCGGCUUCUCUCAGAGACACUGGCGUUCACCGCAGCCAUCCGACUUUGAGGUAUGACUUUAUAAUCUCACUAAAAUACUAUUAAAACAAUAAGCCGAUAAGGGAUUUUCCAGAAUUAUCCUAGUAAAUGUGUAUAAUAUCUGAAUCGCUCCCAUUGCCGCCGCCCGGAGCCGUCACUUUUUCUUUUCUUUUUUUUAGUCCUUCACUCUCACUUUCCUCAUCCACAAAUCUUUCAUCCUCGCUCAAAUUAAUGAGGAAAUUGUCGCUUUCUCGAUCCGAAUCGAUUUAGCCGCUGGUGGCCAUGAUUGUAAACAAUGUUCAGAUGUGAGGAGCUCCACAACCCGUGACGUCACACGCACAUCGUCUGCUACUUCCGGUACAGGCAAGGCUUUUUUAUUAGCGACCAAAAGUUGCGAACUUUAUCGUGGAUGUUCUCUACUAAAUCCUUUCAGCAAAAAUAUGGCAAUCUGGCGAAAUGAUGAAGUAUGACUCAUAGAAUGGAGCUGCUAUCCCCGUUUAAAUAAGAAAGUCUCAUUUCAGUAGGACUUUAAGCUGUACAUCAAGCAAGAGUGGGAAAGAAUUCCACUUGAAAAAUGGUCUCCUCAGUUCCCAAACCUUUACUGAGUGUUGUUAAAAGGAAAGGCCAUGUAACACACUGGUAAAAAUGCCAUUUUCAAUGUGUUGCUGCCAUUAAAUUCAUGUUAAUGAUUAUUUGCAAAAAAAAAUAAGUUUGUUGUCAAAGUUAUUUGGUGACGAACCCCAAGAUGCAGAGAUGGAGGCAGGCAUGGAGUCAGCAAACAUGAGUUUAAUAUAAAUACUAAGACAAAACCAAACAAAGGCUUCAAACCAAAAGCGCGCACGUGGGCAGGUAAAAAAACAAAAGGCCUAGCGUGGAAGCUAACAGGUAUCUAGCAGAAAAACUGGAAACAGCUAAUGGCUAACAAGAAAACCAAAAGCUAGGAGAAAACAAACUACAAACAGCUAACAAAAACAGCGACGACCAGGACAAGAUGUAGCUGAAAUGAUGCCAGACACGACAGGUAGUAGCUGAAAUGAUGCCAGACACGACAGGUAGCAAAGACACGAGUGACAUGAGGCAACAACAAUACAAAUGAUCCACCACUGACUGGAAGACAAAGUGGGUACAAAUAGGAGUGGGCUGAUUGACAACAGGUGUGGCCAGGUGCCAAUCAGCCGCAGAUGAGGUGACAACAGCACACAGGAAGCUCAACCAAAAUAAGAGCACUUGACAGGAGAUACUAAACACAGAGGAAACAAAGACAAAUGCAGAGGAAAAAAACUAAAACCUAGACAAACUGUCAGGGGAAAGCCUGACAUUUGUCAGUGUGAACAUGAAAUAUCUUGUCUCUGCUGUCGUUUCAAUUGAAUAUAAGUUGAAAAGGA
This is a messenger RNA of Nerophis ophidion (straightnose pipefish), 6561 nucleotides long. RefSeq names its product queuine tRNA-ribosyltransferase accessory subunit 2 (gene qtrt2). Lineage: Eukaryota; Metazoa; Chordata; Actinopteri; Syngnathiformes; Syngnathidae. The transcript has 10 exons. The record is from RefSeq and is a predicted model, not a curated record. The coding region runs from base 242 to 1519 and encodes 425 amino acids. Gene Ontology annotation, molecular function: tRNA-guanosine(34) queuine transglycosylase activity.